Molecule: messenger RNA, 2262 nt
Organism: Acanthosepion pharaonis
Lineage: Eukaryota; Metazoa; Mollusca; Cephalopoda; Sepiida; Sepiidae
Source: the annotation of a GenBank genome assembly
AUGCCUAUUUUUACUGCUGGUAAUAUUUUUAUCUAUCUAUCUAUCUAUCUAUCUAUCUAUCUAUCUAUCUAUCUAUUGAUUUGCAUUGCUGGUAAUAUUUUUUUUUUAAAUGGAUUACUGGUAAUAUUUUUUAUCUAUCUAUCUAUCUAUCUAUCUAUCUAUCUAUCUAUCUAUCUCAGCAUCUAUUGUGUCUACGACGUGACUCUCUUGAAAAUAUCAACUUUCUUUACUACAUAUUCAAUUAAAUUUCACCCAUUUUUUUUCUAUUUCUUUAUUUAUAUAGCAAUCCUUUCUUUUUUAUUUCGUUUUUCUUUUUACUUUUCAUUUAUAUCCAUUACUAUCUUACUUUCCCUUUUACUUCCUUCUUUCCCGCCUUUUACAAUCAUAGAUUAUUUCUUUAUCUUGUCUUUUGAUGUCAAUUCUUUCUUUUUGUUUCAUUUCCGUUCAUAUAUUUCCUAUCAUUUUACAUCAUUUCCUACUACAUCCUUCGCUCUUUCCUUCUUUCUUUCCGUCCUUAUUUCCUUCCUUUCUUCCUUCAUUCCUUCCUUUCCUUUCUUCCUCCCAUCGCACUUUUCUUCCAUUUCUCCCUUCUUUCCCUUUUCCUUCCUUUUCGUCGUUCUCUUCUUCCUUCAUUCCUUCCAUCGCUUUUUCUUUCAUUUCUUCCUCCCUUCGUUCCUUCGUUCCUUCCUUCCUUCAUCGCCCUUUCCUUCAUUUCUUCCAUUCUUUUCUUCCUUCCUUCGCUUUUUCCUUCCUUCCUUCCUUCCUUCCUUCCUUCCUUCCUUCUAUCCUACGCUCUUCCCUUCUUUCAUUCCUUCCUUUUCACUUUCAUUCAUAACUUCUUUCAUUCCUUCCUUCCUUCUUCCUUCCUUAUGCCUUUAUUUCACUUUAAACCUUCCUUCAUUCCUUCCUUUUUUUCCUUAUCCUUCCUUUCCUAUCUUUCCUUUCUUCCUUCCUUCCUUCCUUCCUUCCUUCCUUCCUUUAUUUCAUUUCCUUCUUUAUUUCCUUCGCUCUUUCCUUCCUUCUUUCCGUCCUUAUUUCCUUCCUUCCUUCCUUCGGUAUUUCCUUUCUUCCUCCCAUCGCCCUUUUCUUCCAUUUCUCCCUUCUUUCCCUUUUCCUUCCUUUUCAUCGUUCUCUUCUUCCUUCAUCCUUCCUUCGCUUUUUCUUUCAUUUCUUCCUCCCUUCAUUUCUUCGUUCCUUCCUUCCUUCAUCGCCCUUUCCUUCAUUUCUUCCAUUCUUUUCUUCCUUCCUUCGCUUUUUCCUUCCUUCUUUCCUUCUUUCCUUCCUUCCUACGCUCUUACCUUCUUUCAUUCCUUCCUUUUCACUUUCCUUCAUAACUUCCUUCCCUCCUUCCUUCCUUCUUUUCUUCCUUCCUGCCUUUAUUCCUCACUCUCUCCUACCUUCCUUCCAUAUUUCUUUCUUUCACUCUUUCCUUCAGUCCUUCCUUUUUUCUAUCUUUCCUUCCUUCCUUCCUUCCUCAUUUCCUUCUUUAUUUCCUUCGCUCUUUCCUUUCUUUUUUCCGUCCUUAUUUCCUUCCUUCCUUCCUUCCUUCCUUCCUUCCUUCGGUAUUUCCUUUCUUCCUCCCAUCGCCCUUUUCUUCCAUUUCUCCCUUCUUACCCUUUUCCUUCCUUUUCGUCGUUCUCUUCUUCCUUCAUUCCUUCAUUCGCUCUUAACUUCCUUCAUUCCUUUCUUCGCUUUUUCUUUCAUUUUCUUCCUCCCUUCGUUCCUUCUCCUUCCUUCUUUCUAUCUUUCCUUCCUUCCUUCCUUCCUUCCUUCCUUCCUUCCUCAUUUCCUUCUUUAUUUCCUUCGCCCUUUCCUUCCUUCUUUCCGUCCUUCUUUCACACUUUCCUUCAUUCUUUUCUUUCUUCCUUCCAUCAUUUACUCAAUCAUUUUAAAUUUUCUUUCUUUUUUAUAUGCAUCGCAUUGUUUCUUUACUUUUUCGUUCAUUUUUUACUUUCUUUUUAUAUUCAUUAUUUAUUCUGUAAACUUUUCUUUCCUUCGUCUUUUCUUUCCAUCUUGAAAUUUUUUCUUUAUUUAAUCAUAAAUAUUAACUUUGCUACUUUUUUUCUUUCCUCUUGUUUCUCUCUUUGUUAUAUCCAUUAUUUCAUUUUUUCUUUUCUCUUUUCAUCCAUUCUUUCUUUCUAUUUCGUUUUUGAUCGUUCUUUUUCUUUCUUUUUAUCUCCCUUAUUUCCCUUCUAUUUCUUUUUCUUGCAUUCUUCUUUUCCUUCAUUCUUGAAAUAUUCUGCUUUUUGCAAUCUUAAAUAA